Messenger RNA from Carassius auratus (goldfish), 3900 nucleotides. Its product is annotated as kinase suppressor of Ras 2-like. NCBI's taxonomy places the organism in Eukaryota, Metazoa, Chordata, Actinopteri, Cypriniformes, Cyprinidae. The transcript has 22 exons. Gene Ontology annotation, molecular function: ATP binding; protein kinase activity. Gene Ontology annotation, biological process: Ras protein signal transduction; calcium-mediated signaling; protein phosphorylation. The record is from RefSeq and is a predicted model, not a curated record. Gene Ontology annotation, cellular component: cytoplasm. The coding region runs from base 531 to 3422 and encodes 963 amino acids.
ACCUGCUUGUGUCGGCGAUGCGAUGCUGAUGCUGGUGCUGUGAAUUUGAUUGACGCGAACAUGUCGGUGUGAUGGGGGAGCGCCGGGAUGCAGCUGAUGAUGGUCCAGAAGGGGAAUACGUGCUGUCAAAUCAGACGUUAUCGUUAAGAAAUAACACCCAACGUUCUCCUUUAUCAUCUAUAACAAAGAUGUCUGAAUUUGUGUUGCAUUUCACGCGGGCGAAAUGGAUCUAGCUGAUGCCACCGCAGCGAGGAUCUGAUUUGUAUUUUUUUCCUUCCUUCCUUCAGUAUCAGUAUAUUAUGGUAGAGUCAAGCCGGAGCAUCAAACAUAAACUGUGCAACCCUGAUGACAACACCGUCAGGAUAUCAGGAUAUCUACAAUGGAAUCGCCUUACACGUAGAGUCUAGUUUUUCAUGAUCACACACACAUCAUUAUUAGUGCUUUCACGAACGCACUAUUCAAGUGUUGUCUAAUCUGAUUGAGCGAAAAAAGUAGCCUGCACUUAAGAGACGGACCACUGCUCCCAAAUUAUGGACGAGGAGAAUAUAACCAAAAGCGACGAGCAUCAACUGAGUUUGCAAAAAGCCUUGCAGCAGUGCGAACUGGUGCAAAACAUGAUAGACAUUAGUAUCUCCAGCUUGGAAGGUCUGAGGACCAAAUGUGCCACAUCCAACGACUUGACACAAAAAGAAAUCCGAACGCUGGAGGGUAAACUGGUGAAGUAUUUUAGUCGGCAGCUCUCUUACAAGCGUAAAGUGUCCUUACAGGAGCAGAAUGUGGAGUUGGAUGGAUUCCCGCGGCUGGGACACUGGUUCCGCAUUGUUAACAUGAGGAAGGAGGUUAUUGAGGAGAUCUCUCCAGGUGAGCUGACUCUGGAAGCUCUGUUGGAGAUGUCGGAUGAGCAGGUGUGUGAGGCGCUUCAGAAGUUUGGAGCCAGUGAUGAAGAAUGUGCUCGGCUCAAUGCCUCGCUCACAUGUCUACGAUCAGCCCACAAAUCAGAACAACUUGAAGAUGACAAAUUACACAGUAAUGGAGGAUCCAAGCAGGACUGGUCCAUUCAGUGGCCCACGUCCGAGUCGGGGAAAGAGAACACCCCAGUGGGGCCAUCAGACCCUAUUCAGUGGGUCCGUCUCCAGCUCUCCCAGAGCCCCAAAUUGCACUCACGCUACAGCCAGCACUUGUGCCAGAGUCCCCAGUCCCUGGUGCCCCCCUUCUAUUCCCCUCACCCGCAUUCAGACCGGCUGACCGUGGACCCUCACUCCGGCCUCUUCCCCUCGCCUCUGGAUAUGGGACAUCACUCUCUGCCUCCUUCCCCCAGACAGAGGCAUUUUGCCCACACCCCUCCUCGGACUCCCUUAGUAGUGAACACCAUGACCCCUCCAGGGACGCCACAGGUCAGGCGCAGGAAUAAGCUGAAGGCCCCUGGAACCCCGCCGCCUGCGAGUCGGAAGCUCAUCCACCUUCUGCCAGGGUUCACGGCUCUGCACCGCAGCAAAUCCCACGAGUUCCAGCUGGGGAACAGAAUAGAUGACGCACAGACACCCAAAGCAAAAAAGAAGAACAAGCCGUUGAACCUGAAGAUCCACAGCAGUGUGGCUGGAAGCUGUGAAAACCUGCCGACCCAGCGCUCCCCUCUCCACUCCGAUCACUCACUCCGCUCCUUCUUUUUCCCCAAUUUUGUCCCUUCGACACCACCAGUGCACUCCGAUACCCCCUCAGCAAAUACUCUGUCUGUUCCUCGCUGGUCUCCUCAAAUAUCUCGCAGAGACCUCGGCAACUCCAUAAAACACAGGUUUUCCACGAAGUACUGGAUGUCACAGACAUGUAUCGUGUGUGGGAAAGGAAUGCUGUUCGGCUUAAAAUGCAAAAACUGCAAAUUGAAGUGCCACAACAAAUGCACCAAAGAAGCACCACCCUGUCUUGUUCUCAUAUACCACAGAGGAGGUAGGGACACAUUAAGAGAUCAAGUAACAUCUCAAGCUCGUCAGCUCGUCAGGACCGAGUCGGUACCAUGUGACAUAAACAACCCCCUCAGGUACUCAGACCUCCACAUUAGCCAGACUCUCCCCAAGACCAACAAAAUCAACAAGGACCAUAUCCCUGUGCCGUAUCAGCCCGACUCCAGCAGUAACCCCUCCUCCACCACCUCCUCCACCCCGUCGUCUCCUGCUCCCCCUCUGCCGCCCAGCGCGACACCCCCAUCUCCUCUGCACCCUUCCCCGCAGAGCGCCAGACAGCAGAAACAGUCCAGCCUUACAGCAUCUCAUUUCUACAAAUACAAGCAGGAGUUCAUCUUCCCUGAUGUGGCCCCCGAGGUUCCCACCAGGGCCCCUCAAGUCAUUCUACACCCUGUUCUGUCUGAAACUGGUACCAAAGUGAGUCCCUUGCUACAAAUUGAGGUUGAGCCAACAUCUGACAAUGAGGAAGGCAAUGAUGAGGCCGAGGGUUCAGCGGACGAGUUCGAGGAGAUGAAUCUCUCCCUUCUGUCUGCACGGAACUUCCCACGCAAGGCCAGCCAGACCAGCAUCUUCCUGCAGGAGUGGGACAUCCCCAUGGAGCAGCUGGAGAUGGGAGAGCUGAUCGGGAAAGGACGCUUUGGACAGGUCUACCACGGACGCUGGCACGGAGAAGUGGCAAUACGGCUAAUUGACAUCGAAAGAGACAAUGAAGAACAGCUGAAAGCGUUUAAAAGAGAGGUGAUGGCAUACAGGAACACACGGCAUGAGAACGUGGUCCUGUUCAUGGGAGCGUGUAUGAGACCCCCUCAUCUGGCCAUCAUCACCAGUUUGUGUAAGGGCAGGACCCUCUACUCAGUGAUUCGAGAUGCAAAAGUCGUUCUCGACGUGAACAAGACCAGACAAAUCGCACAAGAGAUGGUGAAGGGCAUGGGCUACCUACAUGCCAAAGGGAUCCUUCACAAAGAUAUGAAAUCCAAGAAUGUAUUUUAUGACAAUGGGAAAGUGGUCAUCACCGACUUUGGCCUGUUCACAAUAUCUGGUGUUCUACAAGCAGGCAGUAGGAGAAAGGAUAAGCUGCGGAUCCCAAGCGGCUGGCUAUGUCAUCUCGCUCCUGAGCUCAUCCGUCAGCUCUCCCCGGAGACCGCAGAAAACCAGCUUCCUUUCUCCAAACAGUCUGACGUCUUUGCCUUUGGCACUAUCUGGUACGAGCUCCAUGCACGCGAGUGGCCCUUUAAGAAUCAGCCAGCUGAAGUCAUUAUCUGGCAGGUGGGAAGUGGAAUGAAGCCCAUCCUCACUCAGAUCGGCAUGGGCAAAGAGAUAUCCGACAUCCUGCUGUUCUGUUGGGCGUAUGAACAGGAAGAGCGGCCCAGCUUCUCCAAGCUCGUGGAGCUACUGGAGAAACUCCCGAAACGCAACCGUCGCCUGUCUCACCCAGUACACUUCUGGAAAUCAGCUGAGCUGUGACAGCGAUGGGUUCCUGUUCUUCAGAAGGCCUUUCUCUCUCUCAUUGUCUCAUCUGGACUGCAUUCUCACACCCAAUCAAGCCCGGGACUGAGGUCUUACCUCAUCAGUCACAUGACAGGAAAUCUUGGCACUGGCUUCCUGUGAUCCUUAUGAUCGAUCGACUGAGUUCAUUAUAGAGAGUCCUUGCUGCGUUAGUCUAUGCAGAAUAUGGCUGGCACCUUUGGUUUGAUUUUGAUUUUGACUUUGGUUUUAAAAAGAGGCUGCAUUUUCAUAAUCAAGUCAAUAUCUAUCCUCCAUUCCAAACAUGUCUACUAUCAACGUCACAGCCAUUCUGGAGACGCAUUAAAGGUGAAGUGUGUCAUUUUUAUAUUAAAAUACUUUAAUAUACAUGCAGGUUUAAUGAGGAAAGGAAAGCUAUUUGAGGCAUGAUUUCCCUGUGUAGCUUUCCAAACAUUUGCUCUGUUUGUUUGAUUGAUCU